UGACCGUCCCUGGGCGCCGCAGUGACGUCACCAAGAUGGCGCUGCCCAUACUCCGGCGUGCGGUGGUGUUCCGGUUGCGGAGAGGGCACCGGGCUGUGAGCACUGAGAGCCCCACCGGACCCCAGGGUGCCGCCCCCCUCCGCGUCUUCUCCGGGAUACAACCCACCGGGAUCCCCCACCUGGGGAACUACCUGGGCGCGCUCCAGAGCUGGGCGGAGCUGCAGGAUGAGUUCAGCUCGGUACUGUACAGCAUCGUGGACCUCCACUCCAUCACCGUCCCCCAGGACCCCGGCAGCCUGCGGGAGAGCGUCCUGGACAUGACCGCCUGCCUGCUGGCCUGCGGGAUCGACCCGGAGAAGAGCGUUCUCUUCCAGCAGUCUCAGGUGCCGGAGCACGCCGAGCUCGGUUGGGUUCUUGGCUGUCUGACGUCGAUGCCGCGGAUCCGUCAUUUGCCUCAGUGGAAGAUAAAAAGUCAGACUCAGAAGAACGAAGGCAGCGUCGGGUUGUUUACGUAUCCCGUCCUCCAGGCAGCCGACAUCCUCCUGUACAAGUCCACCCACGUUCCGGUGGGAGAUGACCAAUUGCAGCACCUGGAGCUCACUCAGGACACGGCUCGGAUCUUCAAUCACCGAUAUGGACCGUUCUUUCCCAUUCCCAAAACUUUGACGACCACCUCCAAGAAGAUCCGUUCCCUUCGAGACCCCUCGGCCAAAAUGUCCAAGUCGGACCCCCAGAAACUGGCGACCGUGCGCCUGACAGACUCGCCGGACGAAAUCUCUUUUAAGUUCCGCAAGGCGGUCACGGAUUUCACCUCCGAGGUGACCUAUGACCCAGAAGGCCGCCCAGGUGUCUCCAACUUGGUGGCCAUCCACAGCGCCGUGACGGGGCUGACCCCGGAGGACAUCGUAGAACAGAGCAGCGGACUGGAGACGGCGCGGUACAAGCUGGUGGUGGCGGAGGCGGUUAUUGAAAAACUGGCGCCGAUUCGGGAGGAGAUCCAGAGACUUAAAGCUGAUGAGGGGUUCUUGAGGGAGGUGUUAAAUCGAGGGGCGGUGGGGGCGAGGGAGGUGGCGGCUCCUGUGUAUGACGCGGUCUGCAGGUUGGUGGGCUUCAGGUGAGAGACUUGGGGGGGAGGAUAUGGCCGUACUAAAAUUGUUUUUCCAGGCAGCUAAUAAGGGUUUUUAGAAUACGGAAAAUGAAAGA
Rana temporaria (common frog) is the source of this 1203-nucleotide messenger RNA. RefSeq names its product tryptophanyl tRNA synthetase 2, mitochondrial (gene WARS2). The coding region runs from base 36 to 1118 and encodes 360 amino acids. NCBI's taxonomy places the organism in Eukaryota, Metazoa, Chordata, Amphibia, Anura, Ranidae. Gene Ontology annotation, biological process: mitochondrial tryptophanyl-tRNA aminoacylation. The record is from RefSeq and is a predicted model, not a curated record. Gene Ontology annotation, cellular component: mitochondrial matrix; mitochondrion. Gene Ontology annotation, molecular function: tryptophan-tRNA ligase activity; ATP binding. The transcript is spliced from 6 exons.